UCCGCGAGCGGACGAGGCUUCCGGGCUGCCGCGCGAGGCUCCUCGGGUCGCCUCCGGAUCCGCUGCGGCAGCGAGGCUCGUCUUGAGCGGGGGCUUCCCCCGGUGGAGCCUCUGCGGACGGGAAGAGGCGGAGCUCCCCGCCGGCCGGGGAGGAACUUCCGGGGUUGCUAAGUAACGGGCGCUCGCUUCCUGCCUGGCGCCGGUCAGCCUCUCCCCCCUUGUCCCGCUGCCGCUGCCUCCGGUGCCCGCGGGGAGACGCGAGGGAGGCGGCCAUGGCGGCUGGCGGGCCGCGCGGGAGGUGGGUGCUGGCGCUGCUGGUGGUCGCCCAGGUCUCCGGCGAGUUCGGCGUGGUGCGCGUCUUCCCAGAGAAGGGCGGCGGCGGCGGCGGGGGGAAGGACUACUGCAUCCUCUUCAACUCCCAGUGGGCCCACCUGCCCCACGACCUGGGCAAGGCGUCUCCGCUGGCGCUGCAGGAUCAGACGGCGUCGGUCUUGUGCGCGGCCUCCGAGGUGCCCGAGGGGGGCUUCGGCAACGCGGUGCCCAUGGUGAUGCGGGGCAACUGCACCUUCUACGAGAAGGUGCGCCUGGCGCAGGUGAACGGCGCCCGCGGGCUGCUCAUCGUCAGCAAGGAGAGGCUGGUGCCCCCCGCUGGUAACCGGACUCAGUAUGAGGAAAUUGAUAUCCCAGUGGCCCUGCUCAGCUAUGCGGAUAUGCUAGACAUAGGACAGAGCUUUGGUCGCUCAGCCAAGGUGGCCAUGUACGCACCUGGCGAGCCCGUUCUGGAUUACAACAUGGUGAUCAUCUUUGUCAUGGCGGUGGGCACGGUGGCCAUCGGUGGAUACUGGGCUGGGAGCAGAGAUGUGAAGAAGCGCUACAUGAAGCACAAGCGGGAUGACGGGGCUGAGAAGCAGGAGGACGAGACGGUGGACGUCACUCCCGUCAUGAUUGGAGUCUUUGUGGUCAUGUGUUGCUCCAUGCUGGUCCUCCUCUAUUACUUCUAUGACCAGCUAGUGUACGCCAUCAUAGGGAUUUUCUGCCUGGCUGCUUCCAUCGGCCUCUACAGUUGCCUUUCUCCGUUUGUCCGAAGGUUCCCCCUCGGGAAAUGCCGCAUUCCCAGCAACAACUGGCCUUAUUUCCACAAACGGCCCCAGGUCCGGAUGCUCCUCCUUGCCGCCUUCUGCAUUGCUGUCAGCCUGGUCUGGGGUCUCUUCCGAAAUGAGGACCAGUGGGCCUGGGUCCUCCAAGAUGCUCUGGGGAUUGCCUUCUGCCUCUACAUGCUGAAAACCAUCCGCUUGCCGACCUUCAAGGGCUGCACUUUGCUUCUUCUGGUCCUCUUCGUGUAUGACGUCUUUUUCGUCUUCAUAACUCCGUAUCUAACCAGGACAGGGGAGAGCAUCAUGGUGGAAGUGGCUGCUGGACCAACGAACUCCUCCACUCGCGAAAAGCUGCCGAUGGUGCUCAAGGUCCCCCGGCUCAACUUCUCCCCUCUGGCCCUCUGCGACAGGCCCUUCUCUCUCCUGGGAUUUGGGGACAUCUUGGUACCAGGUCUGCUUGUGGCCUAUUGCCACAGGUUUGAUAUUCAAGUCCAGUCAUCCAGAGUGUAUUUCGUAGCUUGCACCAUAGGUUACGGCGUUGGCCUCCUGGCGACCUUUGCGGCCCUGGCCUGGAUGCGGAAGGGCCAGCCGGCCCUCCUCUACCUGGUGCCCUGCACGCUCCUCACCAGCCUCCUCGUGGCCCUGUGGCGCCGGGAGCUGGCCACGUUCUGGACGGGCAGCGGCUUUGCGAAAGAGCUACCUCAUCCUCCCUUAGUCGUCUCCCCCGUCAGCUGCUCUGCUCCCCCAAGGGGGGAUCCUCCAGCAUCCCACCCAGAGGCCGAUGGAGAAGCAGCCGCCUCUGCUGUCCCCCCCAGGGAGCCCACCAGCACCCCUUUGGGCCCUGAGGGGGAGGAGGAGCCACGCGCCCCUUUCCUGGAGGUGGAGAAAGAGGCAAAGGAAGAGGAGACGGACACUGCUGAGCCCCAGCCCAACCAGCCGCCGACCCAGCUGCCACAGGGAGAGGCGCCCGGUGACCCUCUGAAGGACAAUGCUCAGGGACAUCCGAGCCCCCCAGCCGAACAUGGUCCGUCCGGCUAGACUCCUUCUCUCCCCCCACCUUCUUCCUCCUCCCCUCCCCCCAGUGCAGCUGAGGACUGAUUCGGGUCACCUUUGCAUUCGUGGAUUCUUGGGCCAUUAGGAGACUCCCAGGGUGGAUUUCGGAGGGGCAGCCAUCUGCGCUUCAUACCAAAUCCCCUUCCAUUUUGAAUAUGGUGCUUUUACGAAGGUUCGAGUAAAGUUUCAGCAACUAUUUAAAAGACAAAUCAGCAAGCAGAUGCCUUUCCUUUCCCUGUUUUAGUCUGCUGGUUAGUAUUAAUACCUUUUUAAAAAAGAACUGUAGGCAGUAUUUGCACUUGUGUGGCCGUGAUAAUUGCUUUAGCCUGACUAGGGCUGCGUGGGAAGAAGCUCUUCUCCGCGAUAGUUUCCUCUUUUUAAAACUCAUCUCUCCGUGGAAGGGGCCCCCUUGCGCUCGUCCUUCCUCCCCAGGGGCCGCCCCCCACCUGCUGUCCUCAAGGAACGAGCCGGUCUCAAAAAGGAACUUGUCUCUGCAGGCUUUUAGUUCUUUAGUUUUUUCUUUUCUGGGGGCUCCUGUGCUGGAAGGAGGGGGAGGAGGUGGGGUGCCCUGCCCAGCUCUCUGGGCUGUCCAUUCAGGCCAGGCCAGGCCAACCCUGGAUUUUACUUUGCUGGGUUCCUGGGAGGUGGGGGGGUGGAGGCAGCGGGCAAGGGUUAGUGGGGCUGAAUGGGGAGCACCAGCAGUCACUUCUGGCCCAGCUGGGACCCAAGGAGGAGGCCCCUGAGGGGCGGAUCGAGUCCUCAGCCGCUUGGGAAAGGCAGUAGCUGCAGCUCCCCCCCCCCGACGCCUGGGGGGCGUGCCCACUCCCCGUGAAGCAGCAGAGGGGAGGGGGGGACCUGAAGUCUUCCAGGGACAAUAGUCUUAACACGGGGAGCGUCCAAGUCCCCCUUCAGCUGCUCCUCCUAGGCAUCCUGGGCCAGAGGGUUUCUGUGUCGUCCUUGUGUUUCAGUGUAGUGUGUUUGCAUUUUUUUUUUUGUUCUCUGGACUGUACAAUGUAGCUUUACAACCCUGCGUAUUAAAGGCUUACCGCCUUCUGCUGAGUCGCUGGCCGGUCCCUGCACGGUUGGCCCUCAGUCAGGGAAGGGACAUGACAACCUUGUUUCAGAGGGGCUCGUCCCGAUUCCUUUGGGGCAACGUGGGGGGGGGUGUCAGUGGGCCUGGCUCUCAUGCAGAACGAUGGGCACUUGUUUAGACACUACAGGAUUUUGCCUUAAUUUAAGCCAUUUUAUAAAUAAUGUACAUGGAACUUUUAUUUUACUCUGAAGCAGGUUAAACAAUAAACUUGAUGAAACUUGAGUUGCUCACGCCCAAA
This is a messenger RNA of Crotalus tigris (Tiger rattlesnake), 3478 nucleotides long. It is a transcript of the gene SPPL2B, whose product is annotated as signal peptide peptidase like 2B. Gene Ontology annotation, biological process: membrane protein proteolysis. The record is from RefSeq and is a predicted model, not a curated record. Gene Ontology annotation, molecular function: aspartic endopeptidase activity, intramembrane cleaving. NCBI's taxonomy places the organism in Eukaryota, Metazoa, Chordata, Lepidosauria, Squamata, Viperidae. Gene Ontology annotation, cellular component: Golgi-associated vesicle membrane; lumenal side of endoplasmic reticulum membrane; cytoplasmic side of endoplasmic reticulum membrane.